Messenger RNA from Miscanthus lutarioriparius, 1530 nucleotides. The record is from the annotation of a GenBank genome assembly. NCBI's taxonomy places the organism in Eukaryota, Viridiplantae, Streptophyta, Magnoliopsida, Poales, Poaceae.
AUGAGGGGCUGGGGCUUACUCGUGUUAUCGCUACAUGUUCUUUCAUGCCUGGUUAGUGGUGUUGCCUCUGGUCGAACAAGCUCUUACGUGCGCACAGAGUUCCCUUCUACAGAUAUACCUCUAGAUAGUGAAUGGUUUGCGAUUCCAAAGGGAUAUAAUGCUCCACAGCAGGUUCAUAUCACCCAAGGUGACUAUGAUGGAAAGGCAGUUAUAGUAUCUUGGGUUACUCCAGAAGAACCUGGGCCAAGUGAAGUGUUUUAUGGCAAGGAGAAGCAAUAUGACCAGAAAGCAGAAGGAACAACAACAAAUUAUACGUUUUACGAUUACAAAUCUGGAUACAUACACCAUUGCCUUGUUGAUGGCCUUGAGUAUAGCACUAAAUAUUAUUACAAGAUUGGAAGUGGAUAUUCAGCUCGAGAAUUCUGGUUUGAAACGCCUCCAGCAAUUGAUCCAGAUGCAUCAUACACAUUUGGCAUCAUAGGUGAUCUGGGGCAAACAUUUAAUUCUCUCUCAACUCUUCAACACUAUGAGAAAACUGGAGGUCAAACUGUUCUAUUUGUUGGGGACUUGUCGUAUGCUGAUAGAUAUGAACAUAAUGAUGGCAUUCGUUGGGAUUCUUGGGGUCGAUUUGUUGAGAGCAGUACUGCAUACCAGCCUUGGAUUUGGAAUGCUGGAAACCAUGAAAUAGAGUACAGGCCUGAUCUGGGAGAAACUUCUACAUUCAAGCCAUAUCUGCAUAGAUAUAUGACUCCAUAUUUGGCAUCAAAGAGCAGUUCUCCUAUGUGGUAUGCUGUCAGGCGUGCAUCUGCUCAUAUCAUCGUGUUGUCUAGCUACUCUCCAUUUGUAAAAUACACUCCUCAAUGGUUGUGGCUGAAGCAUGAAUUCAAGCGCGUGGACAGGGAAAAGACACCUUGGCUUAUCGUUCUCAUGCAUUCUCCCAUGUACAACAGCAAUGAGGCACAUUAUAUGGAGGGUGAGAGUAUGAGGGCUGCUUUUGAGAAAUGGUUUGUGAAGUACAAGGUCGACUUGGUAUUUGCAGGGCAUGUUCAUGCUUAUGAGAGAUCAUACCGCAUUUCUAAUGUCAACUACAACAUAACAUCGGGAAAUCGAUAUCCAGUGCCAAACAAGUCUGCUCCUGUUUACAUAACAGUUGGUGAUGGAGGCAACCAGGAAGGACUUGCUUCAAGGUUUUAUGACCCCCAGCCAGACUACUCAGCGUUCAGGGAGGCCAGCUAUGGUCAUUCAAUUUUACAACUGAAAAACAGGACUCAUGCUGUCUACCAGUGGAAUAGAAAUGAUGAUGGGAAUCCUGUUCCAGCAGACACCGUGAUGUUUCAUAACCAAUAUUGGAAGCCAGUCUCGCAGGAUGUCACGCAGCAUGAGCUUUGUGAACAAUCGCAGAAUAGCACUCUUGGCAGCAGCAGAGCCAGUCAUCAGACUGGCAAUGGCAAGUCCAGCUACCUGAUUUCAUGCCAAAGGAGCCACGGUGACCUCUGUGGCUCUGAAAUUCUGAAUGCUGUACUUGUAUGA